This is a messenger RNA of Ochotona curzoniae (black-lipped pika), 1114 nucleotides long. RefSeq names its product diacylglycerol O-acyltransferase 2-like protein 6. The record is from RefSeq and is a predicted model, not a curated record. NCBI's taxonomy places the organism in Eukaryota, Metazoa, Chordata, Mammalia, Lagomorpha, Ochotonidae. Gene Ontology annotation, biological process: lipid metabolic process. Gene Ontology annotation, cellular component: endoplasmic reticulum membrane. The transcript has 7 exons. The coding region runs from base 95 to 1114 and encodes 339 amino acids.
UAAGAGAUUAUAGCAAAGCAUUUCCAAUCUACUCAGCUUAAGUGGCUUUCAGCUUCUGGUUGGGCUUCUGAUCACACACAAAAAAACCAGCACCAUGAUCAUGACCUUCUUCUCCCGACUAGAUCUCCAGGAGUGCCUCCAGACCCUCUCUGUUUUGCAGUGGAUCCCUGGUUACAUCAUUUUAGGGGCUAUUCCCAUUCUGUUCAUCCCCUACUUUCUGAUGUUCUCUAAGUUCUGGUCCGUGGCUGUGUUCUCAUUGGCCUGGCUCAUCUAUGAUUGGAACACCCACAGUCAAGGUGGUAGACGUUCAGCUUGGGUACGGAACUGGACCCUCUGGAAGUACUUCCGAAAUUACUUCCCUGUAAAGCUUGUGAAGACUCAUGACCUUUCUCCCAGACACAACUACAUCAUUGCCAACCACCCCCAUGGGAUUGUCUCUUAUGGUGCCUUCAUCAACUUUGCCACUGAGGCCACUGGCUUUGCUAAGAUGUUCCCAUCCAUCAAUCCCUCUCUAGCAACAUUGGAAGGGAUUUUCUGGAUUCCUAUUGUGCGAGAUUAUGUGAUGUCAAUGGGUUUGUGCCCAGUAAGCAAGUCAGCCUUGAAUUACCUGUUGACCCAAAAAGGUUCAGGUAAUGCCGUGAUUAUUGUGGUGGGUGGAGCUACAGAAGCCCUCUUGAGCCAACCCAGAACCCCCAUCAUCUUCCUCAAAGAGCGGAAAGGUUUUGUGAAGUUGGCACUGAAGACUGGGGCCUAUCUUGUCCCUUCCUAUACCUUCGGUGAGAAUGAACUUCACAAUCAGACGACCUUCCCUGAGGGCACGUGGAUAAGGUUCUUUCAAAAACACUUCCAGAACAUAGGCAAAAGAAUCCUGGGAAUAAAUUUCUGUACUUUCCAUGGCCGAGGCCUCACCCGUGGAUCCUGGGGCUUCCUGCCUUUCAACCGGCCCGUUACCACUGUUGUUGGUGAACCCCUGCCUAUCCCCAGGAUUAACAGACCCAACAAGGAGACGGUAGACAAGUACCACAAGCUCUACAUCAGUGCUCUGCACAAGCUGUUUGACCAACACAAAGUUGAAUAUGGCUUCCCUGAAACCCAGGAGCUGACAAUCAUUUAA